Porites lobata is the source of this 1719-nucleotide messenger RNA. NCBI's taxonomy places the organism in Eukaryota, Metazoa, Cnidaria, Anthozoa, Scleractinia, Poritidae. The record is from the annotation of a GenBank genome assembly.
AUGGAAGGUGUAAAGUCUGCUGUGUUAGUCACAUUUUUUCUCACCUUCUUCGGACUUUGCUCCGCCAAACCAUCAACCCAAGAGUACGUGCUACUGGAAAAGAACCACGAUGUCGAAGCUUGGCGAGUGGAAGGCUGGGAAAGGCUCGAGCGACUUCGAUCGUCGGAAGAAAUAUUUCUGACCUUCGCUCUCAAGCAAAGUAACUUGGAAUCUUUGGAACGUAUCUUCUGGGAAGUCUCUGAUCCGAAAUCUGAGGAGUAUGGAAAGCAUCUCUCCUUGUCUAACCUAACACAGCUGAUAGCACCAUCAGAAGCGACGAUUUCGGCCGUUCAGAGAUGGCUCCGAAGUUAUGGCGUUCAUUCAAGCGACUGCAGCUCCAUUCUCACGAAAGAUUUCAUGACUUGCCGGAUGUCUUGCCAAUCGGCUGAAGCGAUGCUUGUUGGCGCAAAAUUUUAUCGUUUUAAGCACGCCAAACUUUCCAAGCCCGUUGUUCGUUCGGAUCAACUCUACUCUGUUCCAGAGAGUAUUACGCCUCAUGUUGACUUUGUGGGUGGGGUACUUCGCUUUCCAGCUGUUAACGGCCCAUCGUCGCCCAAGGUUUUUGAUCAUGAAUUUUUAGACAACAUGUUAAUAAGGGAUCGAAUCCAUAUCGGUGUCUUCCCGAGUGUUUUACGAGAGCGCUAUAAUGUGUCUGAUGUUGUUGGAACCCAUCCUGACAACCGCCAGUCAGUGGCACAGUUCCUGGAACAGUACUAUAGUCCUACCGAUUUAGAGGAAUUUUUCUACCUCUUUGGUAGCUCCUUCAAGCACCUGGAGAAAAUGACCAAAGUUAUUGGCCCGGACAGUGGACGCUCUGGUAUAGAAGCCAGUUUGGACACCCAGUACAUCAUGAGUCUUGGUGCCAUGGUACCAACGUGGUUCUGGAGCACUGGUGGUCGCCAUGAAUCACAAGAGCCCUUUUUAGAGUGGCUUCUGGAUGUAAGCAAUCGUUCUGAGGUGCCAUGGGUGCAUAGUGUUAGCUAUAGUGACAAUGAGGAUACACUUGAUGUAGCUUACAUGAAGAGGAUCAAUGUGGAGUUCCAAAAAGCUGGUGUAAGGGGACUGACAUUCUUAUUUGCAAGUGGUGACAAUGGUGCAGGAUGCAAAAAGAAGAAAUUCCGCCCUAUGUAUCCUUCAUCUUCUCCAUAUGUUACCACUGUUGGAGGAACAGCUUUUGACGAUCCCUUCACUGUGUCUGACGAGUAUGCCUAUGACAUCAGCGGUGGAGGAUUCAGUAAUGUAUUCUCUCGUCCUUCUUACCAAACUGAAGUUGUUGAAAAAUACCUGAAAUCGGGGCCUCAUAUCCCACCCCCAUCUUAUUUCAACCAAACCGGCCGUGGAUUUCCUGACAUCUCUGCUGUGUGUAACCACUUCUGGAUCGUCAACAACAUGGUCCCUGUUCCAGGUGUGAUGGGAACAUCUGCUUCUACUCCCACAGUGGCUGGCAUCAUUUCAUUGCUAAAUGAUGCACGGUUACAAAAAAACAAGUCUACACUAGGAUUCUUGAACCCCUUUUUGUAUCAGAAUGCUGCAACUAUGUACGAUGUCACCUCUGGAUACAAUGAUGGAUGUCUGUCUGGGGAUACUGGGUUUUAUGCUACCACUGGCUGGGAUCCAGUGACUGGUUCUGGUACUCCUAACUUCCCAGCGAUGGUAAAGGCAGCUCUUAAUUACCAGUAA